Messenger RNA from Cyprinodon tularosa, 2263 nucleotides. It is a transcript of the gene gcgrb, whose product is annotated as glucagon receptor b. Gene Ontology annotation, biological process: cell surface receptor signaling pathway; adenylate cyclase-activating G protein-coupled receptor signaling pathway. The record is from RefSeq and is a predicted model, not a curated record. The transcript is spliced from 14 exons. NCBI's taxonomy places the organism in Eukaryota, Metazoa, Chordata, Actinopteri, Cyprinodontiformes, Cyprinodontidae. The coding region runs from base 371 to 1966 and encodes 531 amino acids. Gene Ontology annotation, cellular component: plasma membrane. Gene Ontology annotation, molecular function: gastric inhibitory peptide receptor activity; glucagon receptor activity; peptide hormone binding.
CAGAACAGCAGCUCUGACAGUCGACUCUGGAUCAGCAACAGGAGCGAUCAUUUAUUUAGGAAAGAAAAAAUCUUUAACCGCGAUUAGAACAACGAAACUGAGAUAAUAAGUUAUCUUUCUUUCCUUUUUUUUUUUUUUAUUUGUUUUUUUUUUUCUCACUCUUGGCUGUGCGCUCUAGUUCUGCGGACUUUUCCUGCUGUGAUGGACCGGGGCCAGGGACCUAAACGCUGGGCUUGAGGAGCUGCCAAGGGCACAGGGAGAGGUCUGAACCUGAAGGUCGUGGGGUGAAAUAGGGCCGAGACUGCCUCAUGUGUUGGGAUUCCUCUGUGUUCUGGUCCCCACCGACACCCAUCUCCCCAGCAUCGGUGGGAUGUCCCAGGUGUGUCUCCUCUUGGCCCUACUUACGCUCUCCAGCUGCACUGAGGAGUCCUUUGCUAACUCUCUGGAGCUUGUGAAAGAGAAGUGGAGCAGCUACAAGAACCAGUGUUUGGACAUUAUCAAUUCCACGCCCCCUGCCACAGGGUUGGUGUGUAAUAGAAGCUUUGAUUUUUAUGCUUGCUGGCCUGAUGGAUUUCCUGGUACCACUGUCAAUGUCUCAUGCCCAUGGUUCCUGCCAUGGUAUCGUAAAGUUCAGCGGGGUCUGGUCUACAGGAUCUGCCAUGAAGACGGUAAAUGGGGACAAAAGAACACCACUGAAUGUGAGGACGAUUCUGGUGAGAACCAGUAUGGUCGCAUUCUCAGCAAGCUGCGUAUCGUGUACACAGUGGGCUAUUCACUUUCACUUGGAGCCCUGCUCCUGGCCCUGGGGAUCCUCAUCAGCUUCAGGAAGCUUCACUGCAUGAGGAACAAUAUCCACAUGAACUUGUUUGCUUCGUUCAUCCUGAGAGCUGCUUCCAUUCUGGUCAAAGAUGCUCUCCUGAUUCUCACGCUUAACCCAAGGGGCAGCGAUGCUGAUACACAGGCCUGGGUCAACAUACCAGCUGUGAUGUGGUGCAGAGGUGCCGUGGUGAUGAUGCAGUACAGCGUAAUGGCCAACAACUACUGGCUGCUGGUGGAAGGCAUCUACCUGCACAGCCUGCUUGUCAUCACUGUUUUCAGCGAAAAGAAAUACUUCCACAUUUACUUGGCCAUCGGCUGGGGUGCACCUCUCAUAUUUGUGUUGCCAUGGAUCACAGUGAAAUAUCUCUAUGAGAAUGAGGAGUGCUGGGAGAGGAAUAUUAACAUGGGAUAUUGGUGGAUUAUCCGUUCUCCCAUAUUGUUUGCUUAUCUGAUUAACUUCUUUAUCUUCAUCCGAAUAAUUAAAAUCCUGAUGUCUAAACUUAGAGCACACCAAAUGCGAUACACUGACUACAAAUUCAGGCUGGCAAAAUCCACACUGACUCUCAUCCCACUGCUUGGCAUUCACGCUAUCCUCUUCACCUUCGUCAUUGAUGAGUCUGUCCCAAAAGGCUCCAUGCUUCGCCUUAUUCGCCUCUUCUGUGACCUUCUGUUUAACUCCUUCCAGGGCCUGCUGGUUGCCAUCCUAUAUUGCUUUGUCAACAAAGAGGUGCAGUCAGAGAUGGUGAAAAAGUGGAAAAGGUGGAAACAGGGAAAGGAUAUUUAUGAGGAAUACCGCCACACCCACAGCCAGACACCGCACGUGAAGAGUGGCAGUAUAGUUACUGCAAACCUACCAGACCUGCAGGAUAACAGUGUCAGCAACCCAAGCACUGACUCACCGCAGCUCAACCAGGCAAGCCGCCACCCACCCUGUUCAGCUGCGCCUGAGGAGAACCGCAGACUAGUUGUCUCCUACAGCAACGGGAUGGGCAAAGGCAGAUCUUCUAAGAGUCGAAAAGCUCGACAGUUACCCUUUACACCUCAAAGAGGUGGCACCAGGAGGUGCAGCGCAACUGAAGACAUCAGUUUGGGGGAUUGGGUGCAGUUCAGCGUAUGUCGGGAGGACGGAGAUGAAACUAGCGUCUAAAGACAGCAUACCACAUUUUUUUUCUUAUCACUAAAACUCUCACUAUUCUAAAGAUCAGAACCAAUAUGGUCUAAGUGAGAGACAUAUGCAAAAACACCCAUAUAGAUAAUUAUGUUUACUGCUAAAAUGAGAAAAAGGAGACCAUUAUAAUAUUUCCAUGCUUGAUGUAAUAUGUAUAUUUGUUGGAGUGCAGGAAUUAUUUUUUAGCAAUUAAAAUUCAAUGUGACUGGCCAGCAUUUUCUCUAAAUACAUACCUUGUGGAGGACACCCCGUCCAUCAUUUAAUCUGCUGCUGCUG